Fulvia fulva is the source of this 798-nucleotide messenger RNA. Its product is annotated as Sedoheptulose 1,7-bisphosphatase. Lineage: Eukaryota; Fungi; Ascomycota; Dothideomycetes; Mycosphaerellales; Mycosphaerellaceae. Bases 1 to 798 code for a protein of 265 amino acids. The record is from RefSeq and is a predicted model, not a curated record. Gene Ontology annotation, molecular function: sedoheptulose-bisphosphatase activity. The transcript has 3 exons. Gene Ontology annotation, biological process: ribose phosphate biosynthetic process.
AUGUGUAUCGCAGUUUCAGCUCUUGGUCCCAUCACGAUGACAACACCACGAGUCUUCAUAAUCCGCCACGGCGAGACAGAAUGGUCCCUCAACGGCCGCCACACCGGCACCUCCGACAUCCCCCUCACAGCCAACGGCGAGAAACGAAUCCGAGCAACCGGCAAAGCACUAGUCGGUGACGACCGCUUAAUCGUCCCCAAGAACUUGGCACACAUCUACGUCUCCCCUCGCAAGCGUGCACAGCGGACUCUUGAGCUGCUGGGUUUGGGGUGUCCGGAUCCCAUACCGUGGCAACAGCACGGGAAGGUGGAGGAUGUGGAUACAAGAGCGACGAAGGCGAAGGUGGAGGUUACGGAGGGGAUUAGGGAGUGGGAUUAUGGCGAGUAUGAGGGGGUUACGAGUAAGGAGAUUCAGGCGCGGAGAAGGGAGAGGGGGAAGGGGGAGUGGGAUAUUUGGAGGGAUGGAUGUCCUGGGGGAGAGUCACCACAGCAGAUUACGGAGCGUCUUGAUGCGUUGAUUGCGGAUAUCCGGGAAAGAUUCCAUGCCCAUGCGAUCGGGCAGCCGAAGGGAUCUGUCAAGGAGCCCUUCGAUGUGCUUAUCGUUGCGCAUGGACAUAUUCUCCGGGCUUUUGCGGGCCGGUGGGGUGGGAAGAAUAUUGCGGAUAACCCAAAUUUGAUACUGGAAGCUGGCGGUGUUGGUACACUCAGCCACGAGCAUCACAGCCUGGACGAGCCUGCGAUUCUGCUGGGAGGUGCUUUCAUGUCGGAUAUUGUUGAGAAUGCUGAGGCGCCGAAGUAG